GCGUGUCUCUGGCGGUGCUGGGAAGCAGCCUGGACCCCAGCAGUGCGCUCGUGUGGUCGUCGCCGCUACUGUGCUCGGGGUGGACCAACUUCACGUGUAAAGACAACACCACCAUCACAGGAAUCAAUCUGGUGAAGAUGCCACUCUCUGGCUCCCUGCCUCCCGACAUCUCCAGAUUCAAAAGCCUAGAAUUCCUGGUGAUUCGGAGCUCCAGCAUCUCAGGGCCAUUGCCUGAUGCAAUCACUACCCUGAGGAACCUCAAGUACCUAGAUUUGAGCUACAAUCAGAUAUGGCCGCCUGUGCCAGCAGGCCUCUUCUCAAUGCCAGACCUCAAGGGCAUGCUGCUGGGCAACAACUGGCUGACCGACCAGCCGGUGCCCAACUUGGCCAAGGCGCCCUCCUCUCUGAACAUGGUGUCGCUGCGCACCGUGAAUGCCACUGUGGACAAAAGUUCCCAAGUCGGCAAGUCUACUCUUGACCUGUACGGCAACACACAGAUAUGUGACAAAUCCACAGGCAGCCCACUCAACCUCUCCACCACCAGCGGGCAGUUCAACGACUCGUGCAAGUGGACCCGCGCGCCCUUCUGCCUCAACACACGCUGCCUCCCCGCACAAUACAUCGACCGCCCCACCUUCCUCCGAGCGUACCCUCCUUCCAACUGCGUCUACGGGCAAGGGCCCAUGACUGCCCCGCUCUUCCCCCCUGCCUCGACUGCCGCAGCUGCCGCCUCUGCCACCGCCCAGGCUUUCACCCAAGCGUCUUCUCCCAGCGCGUCACUGCCUCCUGGGGGUUCCCUCCCUCCUGGGAGCGCCGGUCCACCUGCUGGUGCUCCUGGUGGUGCCGCUGCUGGCGGGCGUGGUGGGGGGUCAGCAGCCUCGGCGGGUGAUGCGGUGGUGCCGACAGGCCCGGGGGCGUGUGUGUGUGUGGGCGGCGAUCAGUUCUACGAGUUUGACCUGCUCUGCGCCAACAGCACCAUACAGGCGUGGAGCGAUGAGUACUCGCAGGUUGUCUCUGAGAAGGUGUCUCAAGGGUUUGGUAUGAAGCUGAAGAGGUGCAUUUCCCCGGAGCAGGUGUGGGUGUGGCACGCGUAUGUGAGCGACUGGCGGCUGGACAGCAGCGGCACGCCGCUGUUUGACAUGCGGCUGUACGUGGUGCUGUUUGGCAGCUUCUCCAGCGACGAAGAGGUGCUCGUGCAGUCUGUCAUCGUGCAGAACCCGGACCUCCUGAAAGAAGCCAGACUAGGAGUGCUCAAGCGGCUGGACCACGAAAAAGAAGUGCCGCCCCCAACCCCCCUGCCACCCUUCCCGGAAAGGAACAACACCGCCCCACCAGCAGCGCCUCCCCCAGAUGAGCUUUCCUCGUCGUCCUACACCACGGUCAUCAUUGCCGUGGUCGUGGUGGUGCUGGCUGUGCUGUUCGGUGUCGGUGUCGCCUACUUCUACUUCUUCGUGCGCAACCGCCGCAACAAGUUGUCAUCCAUAUCAGGCUCCGGUUUCCUGGGCAACCAGGCGCUCUCCUCCUCAUUCGGCUGGGCCCUGCAGCAGCGCUUCGUGCAGGUGUACUCGCUCAAGGAGGUGACAGCGGCGACGCACAACUGGGACGAGGAGCGGGUGCUGGGGCAGGGCGGGUACGGGCGGGUGUAUCUGGGGGAGGGCGCUCACGGCGUGCAGUGGGCCGUGAAGAGGCUUGAGGCGAGGUCCACUGCCAAAGGGCUUCAGGACUUCAGGAAUGAGGUGGAGCUGAUCUCGCAGACCAACCACCGCAACCUGGUGAAGCUGCUGGGCUUCUGCGACGACCACGGCGAGCAGAUCCUCGUGUACGAGUUUGUGCCGAAUGGGAACCUGCGGCAACACCUGCGCCCCUCCAAAGCCGCCCUAGAGCACCCAGACGCGCACAAGCUGGGACUCACCUUCCUGCAGCGCGUGGACGUGGCGGUGGGGGCAGCCGAGGGGCUGCGCUACCUGCACAACUUCACCACGCCCUCCGUGGUGCACCGCGACGUGAAGAGCGAAAACAUCCUGCUGGACGAGAACAUGCAGCCCAAGGUGGCGGAUUUCGGCUUCUUCAAGAACAUGGUGGACGGGGCGAGUGGCGGCAAGGGGGCAUCGGAGGCGGUGAGCACGCGAGUGCUGGGCACCCCGGGCUAUGUGGACCCUGAAUACUACUACACGUGCAAGGUCACCACCAAGUGCGACGUGUACAGCUUCGGAGUGGUGCUGUGGGAGCUGAUAACGGGUAAAUCACCCAUUCUAGAAGUGGAGGACCCCGAGUCAGGCCCAGGGGAUGGGCCUUGCUUCAUGCAGCUGCCCAUUUGGGCGAUCAUGUAUCUGAAGAAGGGCAAUCUAGAAGAAAUAGUGGACCCGGCAUUCAGAGGAGACUACGACAAGGAGGCCGUUAGAGCCAUGGCGGAGAUAGCCGACAAGUGCACUAGAGACAAGGCGCGCCACCGCCCCGAGAUGACCGACGCGCUGACGUGGCUGGUUGAGAUCCAACGGCGCCUCAAGCGCGAGAGCGACCCCAGCUAUGUAUCUGAGCCGUCCACUCCCGUGGCGGGGAUGGGAGGGGGGAGUGGUUUUGGGGGGGGGGGAGAUGCGGUGCUGGAGCUGGUUGGUGGUGCGGGGGCGGACUCGCUUGUGCUGCACUCCACGACGCACCAGCCGCCCAUCUCGACCCACUUUGAGGGGCGGUGA
This is a messenger RNA of Closterium sp. Naga37s-1, 2693 nucleotides long. The record is from the annotation of a GenBank genome assembly. Lineage: Eukaryota; Viridiplantae; Streptophyta; Zygnematophyceae; Desmidiales; Closteriaceae.